AUGGCGUGGUACGGGGUGAGCAACAAUGUGCCGAUAGGACCCCGCUUCGGGCACUCCCUAACGGCCUUCAACAACGGGGACUCGGCCCUCAUCCUUGGCGGCGAGGAUGCGCAGGGGCGGCCUCUCCGCGACGCCUUCGUUCUCGACCUUAGCAUGAAGUACAGUCGACCCCUUCAAGAUACCACCGACGCCCCGCCCGCGCGCGCCCAUCACACCGCCGUCGCCGUAGACAACCAGGUGUUCGUGUUCGGCGGGUGGGAUGGCACGAGCUGCAUGAACGACCACUACGUCGUCGACCUGGUGACGUGGCGCUGGCGGCGCGUGGCGGGGGCGGGCGACGUUCCGGAGGAGCGCUGCGGGCACUCAGCGGUGGCCGUCGGGCGUAAGGUCUACCUGUGGGGCGGACGCUCCACCUCGGGCGCCUACUUGCCGUGCGACAGCGUCUACGCCUUCAACGCGGACACGCACCGUUGGGAGAAGGAGACCAGCACCGGAGACGCGCCCACGCCUCGCGCUCACCACUCCUCCACCGGCGUGGAUGGAGCUGUGUACACGUUCGGAGGGACCAACGGGCGGGAGGGGUUCGGGGACCUGCACGCGUUCCACCCGCAGUCGUGCUCGUGGAAGCGACUGCACGCGGGCGACGGCGUGACGGGCACGCCGCCGUCGCCGCGUAGUCACCAUUCGGGGACGGCGGUGGGCCAAGCCAUCGUGUUCCUCGGAGGCCAGCCCGCUCCCGCCUCCUCCCCGCUCCUCUCGCACAGCGACCUCCACGUGUUCCACAUCGGUUCGGCGACGUGGUCACAGCAUCGGGUCACCGCCUCGGAAGUCGAGGGCGUGGGCGUUGCGAACCACGCCACAGCCCUCCUUGGCAAGAGCAAGGUGGUGGUGUUCGGAGGCUGCAAGGACGACCUCCGGGGAAGCAAGCCCUUCCCCUCCAACGAGACUCUCGUGCUCUACCAGCUCGAGGGGCUGCUGAAUGCGCCGUCGGUGCGCGGGGUGCGGCUGCGCAAGUCGCUCAUCAACACGGUGACGAAGAACCAGCUGGAGGGCAUCCUCACCGACCAGCAGGGCGUGCUGAAGCGGAGGCAGAGCGCCGGCAACUCGCCCUCGAUCGCGCGCGCCCUACCCAUUGUACCCCCACCCGCCCCUCCUCCGCCCCUCCCGCCGCCCCACGUGGGCAGCCCUCCCGCGGCCCGCAAGGAGAGCCGCAAGGAGAAGAAGGAACGCGAGAAGCUCGAGAAGCUCGAGAAGCGCGUCAAAAAGGAGGAGGAGAAGCAGAAGAAGAGCAAGGAGAAGGAGAAAGUGCGCCCCACCACCUCUGCCGUGUCGGGAGUCUCCGUGCCGCUCAACGUCAAGCGGGUGGUGCACGUGAACCACGAGAUGCAGUGGUCGGGGAAGGAUCCCAACGAGGUGUUCGCCAAGGAAGAGCUGCUGGGCGAGGGUGCCUACGGCGCCGUGUACAGAGCCGUUCACCGCGAGACGGACAUGGUCAUCGCCAUCAAAGAGCUGCCCAACCUCGUCAACCAAGAGGAGCUCCAGAAGGAAAUCGACAUCCUCAAGAAGUGUUCGCACCAGAACAUCGUGUGCUACUUCGGCACCUGCCAGCUCGCCAGCUCUCUCUGGAUUUUGAUGGACUACUGCGACAUCGGCAGUGUGCGGGACAUGAUCGAGCUGUGCAACAAGCCCCUCAAGGAGGAUCAGAUCGCCUACAUCCUCCAGCAGUCUCUCCAGGGGCUGCUCUACCUCCACUCCAUGAACAUCAUCCAUCGCGACGUCAAGGCCGGCAACAUCCUCCUCGACGGCCUGGGCGCCGUCAAGAUCGCCGAUUUCGGAGUGUCGGAGCAGCUCUCCGACGCCGUCUCCAAGUCCGACACCCGCAUCGGCACGCCCCUUUGGAUGGCGCCGGAGGUGAUCUUGGGCAAGAGAUACGACAACCGCUGCGACGUGUGGUCUCUCGGAAUCACGGCUAUCGAGAUGGCCGAGGGGCUGCCCCCCAAUCACGAGAUGAAUCCCAUGCGCGCCAUGCGACUGGUGCCCCAGCGGCCACCGCCCACCCUCACCGAUCCCCGCAAGUGGUCCAAGGACUUCAACGACUUCAUCGCCCUCUGCCUCACCAAAGAUCCCGAGAACAGGCCGGACUGCGUCGAGCUCCUGGGCCACGCCUUCAUCCGGGGCUCCCGCGGGUCCGGGGCGCUCAAGGAGCGCAUCAACGAGUGCUUCAUCCUCAAGCUCAAGGAGCAGGCCGCCAAGAAAACGGCAGCGUCGGAGGCACCGGUCGACAACGCCAAGGCCUCGAACAGUGCGCCCGGCACCCCCAGUGGGAGCAACCACGGCACGAUGGUCUACGCCGACAAUGGCACGAUGAUCAGCAACGACGUGUGCUCGACCAUGCUCGUCACCCAAUCCGACAGCGACGGCGACGACUCGGAUGGCGACCCCAUGGCCACCAUGGCCGUCAAAACCCUCCGCCUGGGUGGCAACGCAGCAGCGACCAUGUGGGGCACCAUGAUGGUGAGCGGCGACGACAACGAUGAAGACGAUGGCUCUGAUGACGACGAGUCGACCGACGGAAGCGGCGCCGGGUUCGACACCCUCGUGCACCGCCAGUUCAUGAACCCCUCGGCCGCCGCCUCCAGCAGUUCCCCGCCCCCGCUGCCGGCGCGCGACGAUGGCAAUGGCGGUGGUGCCGGUUUCGACACCCUCGUGCACCGCCAGUUCAUGCGCCCUUCGCCCACCCCGACCCGCGUCAGCAGCUCCCCCACCUCGCCCGCCACCAGCGCCAUACGGCCCGUUCACCGCAAGACCAACUCCACGGGCGGCCAGCCGCCGGCGAGCAUCGUGAAGAAGGUCUCCUCGCCGACGUCGUCGUCGGGAGAGCUGGUGGACAAGGCCUACAUCGAUGCCGCCAUCGCCCAGCUCGAAAAGCGCAUGCAGCAGCAGCUGGUCGUGCUCGUGAACCAGGAGAUGGCCAAGUUGAAGGAGGACAUCCUGCAGACGGUGGUGCGCCUCAUUCCGGAGGACUUCCCCGCGGGCGGGCCUCCGUCGGGUUCGAUGUCGCCGCUGGCACGGCUGUCGUCAGGCGGAUCCGAGCAGUUCAGCUCCGACGAGGGCGGCCUCACCAAGCGGAUGAGCGCCGGCGGCCGCAAGAACCCGCCCGCCAUCUACAAGAGCGGCGGCAGCAAGAAGGAAAGCGAAAAGGAGAAGGAAAAGGCCAAGAAGAAGGAGGAAAAGGAGAAGAAACGCGCGGAAAAGGAAAGGGAAAAGGAGACGAAGAAAGAGAGGCGCAAGUCGCUCUCCGUGCUCAAGAAGGCCGGCGUCGAGAAGAAGGCUCUCCCCUUCGAGGUGUAA
Messenger RNA from Acanthamoeba castellanii str. Neff, 3351 nucleotides. Its product is annotated as protein kinase domain containing protein. The record is from RefSeq and is a predicted model, not a curated record. Gene Ontology annotation, molecular function: protein serine/threonine kinase activity; protein binding; ATP binding. The transcript has 22 exons. The coding region runs from base 1 to 3351 and encodes 1116 amino acids. NCBI's taxonomy places the organism in Eukaryota, Discosea, Longamoebia, Acanthamoebidae. Gene Ontology annotation, biological process: intracellular signal transduction; protein phosphorylation; regulation of MAPK cascade. Gene Ontology annotation, cellular component: cytoplasm.